GGAACCAAUGGACAGCCUAUUCAUGGACCAGCACUUCCUGAGAAGCUCCUUACGGCUCUACUCAGCUACAGGCUCAGACCCCUUGGACGCCGAGAACAACAACGCUUCCUCUUUCUUCUCAGCAGCCAUGGUAGAGAAAGCUCGAGCCCAACUCCAGAUGUGGGGCCGAGCAGGAGCUGCGUACAAUCCUGCUGAACUCCAUGCUUUCUUGUUAAACUCCGGCCAUCAAGUCUACCGGAGCACAGUCCCCUUGGUCACUCCGAGCCAGCUAUGGCCACAAGGUGCUACCUCGUGGCAUCCUGGGCUCAUGAGGCCUCAAAUUACUCCUCCGCCCUCAUCGACCCCAAGCUCUUCUGGAUCUCCUUCACCAACGAGUAUCAGUACUUCCGCGGAGUUGCGGCUACCUAAGGCUAUGUUUCCGACUGCGUUGCACCAUAGGUUCAGUCCUUACGCAUCUAUUUCAAGGCCAUCUGGACCUUCGAUUAGCCCACCUUCAAGAUCGAGUCAUUGAUAAAGUUCAAUGACAUGCGGUGAGUUUGUUUGACGUCAAAGAUCAGAAGCGGGAUGGUUGUAAUGUUUGACCUUGAGAACGCUUUCAAGCCUUUUUACUGGGCACUGGAGCGUCAAUAUCUCACUCCUAUACGAAUAAAAAUACAAUUGACAAUCUGGCAAACAUUGACUUUAAUGACAGUAUGCUGGUAGUCAUAACCUACAAAUGCUUACAUUUGGCAAGUGUCGAUACGUUUGAGAUUUUACAUAACCUCACUUCCAUUUGCCGGGUUGCAGUUUUGUUUUCAUCUCUAGGAAUAGAAGUGAUAUUCUAACAAUAUCUAAAGGUUGAAUGAAAUGCAUUUAUUAUGUUUUUAUAUUUUUCUAUGACGCCAAACAGAUCUGACCUGCCCAUAAUUAAUCUAACCAAAGAAUAUGUCUACUAGACGUUAAAAGUGAAGGUACGUAAAUGUAUUAUGGAAAAAUGUAUAUACAGAAUAGUCGAAAUAAAUUAUUGAUCAAAAAAAAAAAAUCGGAAGUCGCGGUAGUGAUAAAUAAUGACCUUUAACCUGUAUGUGUAAUAGUUGCAUAUAUUUUGUACGAGAACAGUAUUAUUGUACAUACUUGGUGUAAGUUUAUUUAAUGUUCUCUAUAGAGGACUUGUGCAUGUUCCUUUCCAAAAAAUGUACCCCGUCUAUCAUUUCAGUUUGAACAUAGACGUUAUAAUGCUAGGUUUCAGGGAAUGGGUUUUUCAAAAAUACAAAGGUAGAACGUCAAAAUAAAGCAUUUGUUUGGGCCUGUAUUAAGGCAGGCCAUACAUGGUAAUGAUCGCAAACCGACUGCAGUCGUGUGUAUGGCCAGGUAACAAAUGCAUCGUAAGCGCCAGCGUUAAUAAUUGAGAAAAUAAAUGUUUGAAUAACGGCAACCCUUAGCACAUAACCUAAACAUUCUUCUACUAUGGGACUCAAAUGAUAGAGGGUGUUACAGAAUACGUUGGCAAUAUUUUACUUGUAAAUCGAUUGUACAUUAUUCGCUGUCUAUCUGUGUAUUAUUUAAGGAAUUUGUUUCAAUAUUUAUGUUACAUUGGUCAUGUUGUUGUGUAUAUAUCAGUGGACUGUAAAAUAAAAUGAAUAUUUACUA
Molecule: messenger RNA, 1629 nt
Organism: Acanthoscelides obtectus
Lineage: Eukaryota; Metazoa; Arthropoda; Insecta; Coleoptera; Chrysomelidae
Source: the annotation of a GenBank genome assembly